This is a messenger RNA of Sipha flava (yellow sugarcane aphid), 2334 nucleotides long. RefSeq lists its product as uncharacterized. The transcript is spliced from 2 exons. Bases 1089 to 1781 code for a protein of 230 amino acids. Lineage: Eukaryota; Metazoa; Arthropoda; Insecta; Hemiptera; Aphididae. The record is from RefSeq and is a predicted model, not a curated record.
ACUAUUAUUUUACUAUAGGAACUGUUCAUCAUAUUCUACUUUAAUUAAGUUAAGGCAUGCUUAUUUAAUUGUUUUUUUGCUGCUUUAUUAGACUUAUUUGAAUUUUAUUUUGUUUUUAAUUUUAUAUUAAAUUAUUAUCCUUCAUCUAAUAAGUUCAUAUCUAACUCAUUAUUACCAAUUCCGAAUUCCGAAGAACCUAUUGGAUCCCUGGGCUGAAAUUUCAUAUUGGCAUUAUUAACAUAAAAUGCUUUACAAAGUCACUUGCUACGCUCAUAAGAAAAUAUAUCUUUCAACAAAUAACUAAUUAUAUGAUACAAUUAUAAUAUGCAUGUAAAUAGGUAUAUUCAGUAAAAAUACGAAUGGAAUAAUUGAAAAGUGGUCACUUCUCGAUUUUCUAAAUUGUAGUAAAUACUGGUGAAACUCCUAGGUGAGACUCUACAGUGAAUGGUAUAGAUUUGGAUUUAAACUUCAAUCCAUAAACACUAUAUCAUCCAUAAUCCACAAAACAAAAAUGUUUAUACUAUUUUGAACAAAAUGUGGGUGGGUAGGUAGGUUUGAUGGAUAACCAGUUACCGCCGCUGCUAUACCGUAUUAAUUUUUUUCGUUCAUCAGUUGUGCGCCCGAGUUUGAUACGAAAUAAUCGUGUGUGUGUUGAAUUUAUAUACAAUAGCUCCAAAAAAUACCCAGACGCGGAUUCUCACAAUAUAAGCGUGUGUAAUGUUAUACAACUCUACUCAAUAACAAAAUUCCCCGUUUUACUACGAUUAACGGUUUUCGUUAUCCUCCAUUUCCGACUGAUUUACUGCCUCUCGAUCCCAUCUCUGAGCGAUUAGUGUCACCGCGUCUUCCAUUUAUGCAAAUUCAUCGACUGCGUUUCAUGCAUGGUUCAAAAGGUAUCGCCGGGCAAGUAAACAACAUCGAGUAGAGGAGAAUAGAGUAGACAUUCCAGUGGACGUUAACACGAAGAUUUCGGAACUACCUCGCCAACUGGAUGACAAUCAUGCGUUCAAUGUUCACAUUAAACGACAUUUAAUUUAAUUAAUUAAUCGACCUACUUAACGGGCUAUGUGAAAAAGUUGGAAGUAAAUAUGUGGCUCCGAUUUCUCGUCACUAAAACAUUGUAUCACAUAAACGGAAUUCAUAUUAACGAGUCUUUAUACCGCGGGUAUAAUAAUUCACCCGCUUUGAUUCCCGUUUCUGAAGCAGAAUCUAAUACGUCUAGCAAACCUAUGAUCGAACCCAUUCCCGAAAACCCAACGCACGUUUACCAUCUCUUACUCUCGAAGCAGCAAACGUUGAUGUGGAGUGAGGAUAAGUAUCUCGAGCUUGCGCUCGAUAUGAACAAACAUCAUCUUUCGCUUUUGUUCGACGAACAUGCCGAAGAGCUCUUGUUCCCGUCCAUUUACCUGGGUAAACCGCGUAAAUCUACGAUCUACGGCAUUACACCGUAUAUAAUGUCUACUAGCAAGAUCCGUCGUUCCGAUCAUCGCGGAGUCAAGCCCGAACACUUUCUCUGCAUGGCAAUGAAAGUGAUGCGAAUGCAAUUGACAGAAAGCAUGUUUUGCACUUUUCAAAAUAACGACAACUUAAAGAAGCUGACCCGCGAAAACGUCGAAGAUAAGCAGUUUAUUGACAGCAUGAUCGAGUGUAAUCUGGCAUUCUUAAAAUCGAUUCCCAAUAGCGUGCGAUAUUGGAUGGCUAAAAAAAAAGACGUGUUUGCGAUGAUUCGACAGCUCAGAAGUUCCACGAUUUUCCUCACUUUAAGCGCAAUUACUUUAUAAAUUUUAGAUGGAAAAGGAAUGGGCCGGCGAAGGUGAUCUAGCCACUUCAAUGAGAACUGAUGUCAGCCGGACAAUACUGCGAAGCGAUGCGACGAACAAAUCAAAGACGGCGUGAUCUCGCACUCGAAGCUAUUGAUCGCAUCUUUGCGGAUGGAAACGUACAAUUGCUUCUCGCAGCAUCACAACAAUGCGUUCAACGAGUACGUUGCUUCCGCUUUGACUGGCAUCGCUGCGUCCACGAUCAAUGGAACCGCGGUUCACUCCGUCUUUCGCAUAAGAAAUUCUUAAAAAACGACCAGGACCAGCCUUACCAUUGAAGCGUUCAACUCAUUUCGUGCGGUAUUCAAUAACGUUCGCAUCGUUUUCGUGGACGAAUGCAGUAUGUUCGGUGUCGCUCUCCGCAGCCAAUAAACUCAGGUUUACAGCAUAUACUACAAGAUUACGAGCAUCCGUUUGCGGAAAUGGAUAUAGUAUUAUCUAAAGCCGCAUCUAGAAAUUUUUUUCGAGAGGGGUCCAAAACAUGUAUAUUGUAAUUUUAUUGAAUUAAGAUUUU